Mycotypha africana is the source of this 621-nucleotide messenger RNA. RefSeq lists its product as uncharacterized. The transcript has 2 exons. The record is from RefSeq and is a predicted model, not a curated record. Gene Ontology annotation, biological process: carbohydrate metabolic process. Gene Ontology annotation, molecular function: hydrolase activity, acting on carbon-nitrogen (but not peptide) bonds. The annotation marks the transcript as partial. NCBI's taxonomy places the organism in Eukaryota, Fungi, Mucoromycota, Mucoromycetes, Mucorales, Mycotyphaceae. Gene Ontology annotation, cellular component: membrane.
UUCACCUUUGAUGAUGGACCCAACGAAUGGUCUUGGGAAUUGGCCAAGACCCUCCAUGAACAAGGUGUGAAAGCUACCUUUUUCUUGAAUGGCAAUAACUGGGUUAACGUUGAAAAGGAUACCCUUAAAACCUCUGAUGGUGAAAAGACCUAUAUGGACGUGAUCAAGCACUACAAGGAUAUGGGUCACCAACUUGCCAGCCACACCUACGAACACAGACAAAUCAUCGGUCUCAAAGAAGCCGACCUCGAUUUCCAAAUGAACAAAGAAUCCGAUAUUAUCUACAAGGCCGCUGGUGUCAGACCCGCUGUGAUGCGUCCUCCUACCGGUUCUUAUGAUAAGAAUUCUUUGGAAAUCUUAAAGAAGCUUGGUUAUUCUGCUGUCAACUGGGAUAUUGAUACCUUGGAUUGGCAAACACACGACUUUGAUUAUGAAACCAAUGCCUAUAAGCAAGUGAUGGAUGCCGAUACCGAUGAUUCUCUUGGUCACAUUGCUUUAGAACACGAAGUAUAUGAACAAACCGUCAAGCAAUUAGUUCCUUGGGUUAUCAAGUAUGUCAAGUCUAAGGGUUAUGAAUUUGUGACCGUGGCAGACUGUAUUGGUGUCGAACCUUACCAAUAG